AUGACCUUAUCUUUAAUUAGACAACGUGAAGCAAAGGAUGAGUACAUUACACUUCACACUAGUCCCCAGCUCGGGAAGACAAAUUUGCCACAGAGAGAGGAUGAAUUAGAAAAUCUUUACACACGAAACAUGUUUUACAAGGUACGACACCAGAUGUUGAAAGAAGGUAGGUACAUGGUGAAAAACCUAUUGGAGGAAGAGGAUGCAAUAAUUUUGAAGCUUCACAAGUAUGCUGCUGAACAAGGGAAGAGGCAUGUAUAUGUAACCCCGGAGCGUGAUCUCUUUGUUUGUGAAUGCCAAUAUCUUUUGUCAUAUGGGAUACCAUGCCGGCAUAUAUUUGCUUCAAUAAAACACCUACACAUUACUUCAAUGCCUCGAGCACUAAUACUAUCUCGGUGGAUGGUUGAGACUAAACAGACUCACAAUUUUCCAGUUGGCAAUAUGGACGCUACCUUAGACAAACGAGUGGUGGAGAGUGCAAGAUUUGGUGCAAUUAGUAGCCAGUUGGGUGAAAUUGCGUAUCUUGGAUCGAGGAAUCAGUCGACAUACCAUAUUGCAAAAAGUGAGAUUGACAGAUUAUGCGGUAAGCUUAAAGCAGUUGUGGACAUGGGAGACAAGGAGAUUAGCCAUAACCUGCCUCUACACAGGGAGUUUCAAUUCCCAGUGUUGGAUCCAUACUUCACAAAAAGUAAGGGUACAGCAAAGGUACCUGGCUCGAAAAAAGGUACUCGCCGCAAGUGUAGUAUCUGCCAGAAAAGUGGACAUAACAAGUUGACUUGCCCGAUAAAAUGGAAGAAGGAUCACCGGAUUGGAGAGUCAGAUGAAUAUGAAGAUGCAGAAGAAGAUGACCAAUGCUAUGGAAUGGGAUUGAAUGAUGAAUGGGCUGGACAAAACUCAAUGGACUACACACAGCAUGAGAAUGAGACAGAAAAUGAUGUUGUUGACGAUUUAGGCAAUGAACUACAGAAUGAUAAAGUGAAUAAAGUGGGAACACAAGUUGAGGAGGGAAACAAUUGGUGGCAAAGUCCUUUCUAA
Humulus lupulus (European hop) is the source of this 1035-nucleotide messenger RNA. RefSeq names its product protein FAR1-RELATED SEQUENCE 5-like. Bases 1 to 1035 code for a protein of 344 amino acids. Gene Ontology annotation, biological process: regulation of DNA-templated transcription. NCBI's taxonomy places the organism in Eukaryota, Viridiplantae, Streptophyta, Magnoliopsida, Rosales, Cannabaceae. The transcript has a single exon. Gene Ontology annotation, molecular function: zinc ion binding. The record is from RefSeq and is a predicted model, not a curated record.